Molecule: messenger RNA, 1152 nt
Organism: Miscanthus lutarioriparius
Lineage: Eukaryota; Viridiplantae; Streptophyta; Magnoliopsida; Poales; Poaceae
Source: the annotation of a GenBank genome assembly
AUGGCCGCCGGACCUUCGCCGCUCGCCGGCGACCGGGGUUCCUCCUCCUCCGCCUCCCACCACCAGCACCCGCCUCCCCCACCGCCGCCCAAGAUCCUCCUCGCCAAGCCGCCGCUGCCACACGCCGCCUCCGCGGGCGCCGACGACGACGGCGCCGGCGGGGGCGCGGGGGGCCGCGCGCGCCAGGCGACGCAGCCGGGGUCGCUCAGCCUGGUCUCCGACGCGUGGGAGGCCCACACCGACAAGAUCCUCCCGUAUUUGACGGAGAACAAUGAUUUUAUGGUGAUUGGGAUAAUUGGCCCACCCGGUGUAGGCAAGUCAACCAUCAUGAACGAGCUUUACGGAUAUGAUGCAAGCUCACCUGGAAUGCUUCCUCCUUUUCCUACACAAACUGAGGAAACAAGAUUGAUGGGGAAACACUGUACUACUGGUAUUGACAUCAGGAUAUCUAAUGAGCGAGUUAUACUCCUUGACGCUCAGCCAGUGUAUAGUCCCUCUGUUCUAAUCGAUAUGAUGAGGCCAGAUGGUUCAUCCACAGUUCCUGUCCUUAAUGGUGAACCCUUAUCAGCAGACUUAGCUCAUGAACUAAUGGGAAUCCAGCUUGGUGUUUUCUUGGCAUCUUUUUGUAAUAUAGUGUUGGUCGUGUCAGAAGGGAUGAAUGAUUUGUCCAUGUGGGAGCUAAUGCUUACAGUUGAUUUAUUGAAGCACAACAUACCUGAUCCAUCCGUGUUAACGUUGCAGGGACAAGAUUUUUCUCCUUCAAAGCUCAUGCUUCUAAGGAAAACUCUCGAGAAGCACUUCAACUCAUCCUCUUUUAGAAUCGGGAGCUCUAAUGCAACAGGUCAACCUUCUGAUUCGCUGGUUUCUUCAAGCACGAAAGUUGAAGAUUUAACCUCUGGUCGGCAGGACAUAUUUCUCCUUCCCCUGAGAGGACAUGAUAACUCGACAAAGUUUGAGUAUGGAACAUACUCGUGCAUGCUAGGGAUGCUUCGUGAUCAGAUCCUGUCAUGGCCGGCGAGGUCAUUCUCGAAGAACCUCUCGGUGCGCGACUGGCUGAGAAGCUCAGCGAAGAUCUGGGACAUGGUGAAGAAGUCCCCUGUCAUCUCGGAGUACUGCAAAGCGCUCCAGAGCUCUGGGUUGUUUAGGAAGUAG